GGGAAUGCACGUAUGUCAUAGCUGUAGAAAAACCAUAAUAACAUUAUUUUAAGUGUAGAUUAUAGUUGCAAUAAUGACAGCAGUUAAGCAAAAUACAAAACGGUCUAAAUGGGCUUUGGAUUUUGCUCACAAAAAUAAGCAAGAAAAGAAUGCGGACAUUGCUUCUCCACCAGGUUAUACACCAGCUGUUGCUUUAUUUCAUGCUGCAGAUUCUAUUAGAGAAACAGAUUCCAAUCAUUUGAUAAUAAAAAAAUCAUGGGAUCUAGCCUUAGGACCUCUGAAACAGGUUCCAAUGAAUUUGUUUAUAAUGUAUAUGGCGGGUAAUUCCAUAUCAAUAUUUCCAAUUAUGAUGGUUGGUAUGCUAAUCAUCAGGCCAGUGAAGGCAUUGUUUGUUCUUCAGCAAACAUUUAAAGUAAUAGAAGGAACUCAUGCAUUUGGUCAAAAAUUUGUAUAUUUUUUGGGACAAUUGGUGAAUAUUGCAUUAGCACUAUAUAAAUGUCAGUCCAUGGGAUUACUUCCAACGCAUGCAUCUGAUUGGUUAGCAUUUGUGGAACCACAAGCAAGGUUGGAAUAUUCUGGUGGUGGAUUUAUUUAUGUAUGACGUAAAAUAUAGUUAAAUUCAUGUUAUAUAUGCAUCAGAAAUAAAUAAUUAUUGUAUA
Megachile rotundata (alfalfa leafcutting bee) is the source of this 659-nucleotide messenger RNA. It is a transcript of the gene EMC4, whose product is annotated as ER membrane protein complex subunit 4. The record is from RefSeq and is a predicted model, not a curated record. Lineage: Eukaryota; Metazoa; Arthropoda; Insecta; Hymenoptera; Megachilidae.